AUUUAGAUAUCAUUUGAAAGAUCAAAUAUAUAAGAAACCAAAUCAGAGAGAGUGGGAGAAAGGAGCCAUUAGCGAUGAAGUUCAAGGAAAUCGCAGACGCAUUCAGGGAACUAGCGGUCAUUGUGAAUAAGCCGAAUUCGGACGUGCCUGUGAAGCUGUUUUCUCACGCUUGCUCUCGCUUCUUUCUCAUAUUUACCGUCCUUAAACCUGCCUUCAAGUUUGCCGAGAAUGACUAUGUUUCCAAGGUUAAUGAUCUUGCCAAGGCAUCACCCUCAACAUUGACAUUAGAGGCAAUGGUUGAUAGAGAUAUUGAGGCAAAACGUGUUAGGAAAGUUGGUAGUCAUACAAGAAACCUUUUGAGGGUAAAGCGUGGUCUAGAAAUGAUAAGGGUUCUAUGUGAAGAGACAUUAGCCACUGAAUCUCGAGAGAUCUCAACGAUUAUAAGAAGACGUAGGAUUCUGUAUUCGCGGAGAAUCAACGAAUUCCUCACGUUCUCUCGUUUCUGGUAUUCUGAGGAAUCAACAGAUCCGAGAAACCCUAGUUAUCCGGUAUUCCGAGGAAUCAACGGAUCUCUAGUUUUAUCCUUAAACGGUUGACCGGAAACGUCUACCCUAUCACAGGCGAAAGUCUGUUUUCUGAAGAAGAAGAAAACCAUGAGAUCUACAGAGAGAUCUAUGGUGGUCCCAUCUAUGAUAUCUAUGAAGAAGAUGUUAUAGAUAUCGAUUUGGGUUUUCUAGAAGAUGCUUUUGAGAUUCUGAUUUCUGCAAAUUAUGGGCGAAAUCAGAACAGUGCAAAAUCUGGGCGAAUUUCGACUUGUGCAAAAUUCGUGUUUUUUGCAGAAGUUAUGGAAAGUCCGAUCUGUGCAAAUUUCGUGCAAUAUCCGACCUGUGCAAAAUUCGUACAAGAAGAUAUUCGUGCGAAUUUCGUGCAACAUACAAGUCGUGCAAAAUUCGGUUCAGAUAUGGUUCGUGCAAAUUUCGGGCAGAAUCAAAAGUUGGAGAUAAAGACAGAUAUUCGAAGAUCUCCUAUGCUGAAAACCCUACUGAAGAUUCGGGGACGAAUCUUUCUUGGCCGGCGGGAGCUGAUGCAGCGCAGAUACAAGAUUCUAGGACGAAUCUUUUCUUGGCCGGCGAGACCUGAUGCAGCGAGAUAUUUGGAAAUAUUUCAAAUAUCUAUUUCUAUUAUCUUUUAAUUUAUUAAUUAUAAUUAUUCUAGAAUAUUCUAUGGAUUUUAGGGUUUUAUGCUUUUAUUAUAAAUAGCCUUCUUAGGCCUCCUAUUGUAUGAAGUUAUUGAUGAAUUGAUUAAUCGAAAGAUUUAAAGAGGUUUUGAUAAACAACUGUGAAGAGUAUUCACAACCCUAAGAGCUUUUGCGAAAGCCCUGAGAGGAGGACUCUCAAACCCUAGUUUUCCGGUAUUCCGAGGAAUCAACGGAUCUCUAGUUCUAUCCUUAAAGCUUCCGCUACUUCAGUUGGUAUCAGAGCUCUGUCUCUUUGAUUUCUCAAUCGAAGAACGAUUCUGGUGAUCAUGUUGAGUGGUAACUUUUAUCCCUUUGCAGAAGAAAGUUUGUUUGAAGAUGGUUACAUAGAAAUUUACGGUGAUCCUAUCUACGAUAUCUAUGAAGAUGAUGAUGUCUUACUUAUUGAUCAUGUCGAUUUUAUGUUCAGCGAUGGUGCGUUCGAGAAAAUCUGUGCAGAAUUCGGGCAAGAUACUCUUCGUGCAAAAUCCGGGCGUAGUCAGAUCUGUGCAAAAUUCGGGUUUCCUGCAGAAAACAUGAAAGAUCAGAUCUGUGCAAGUUUCGUACAUAUUCCGGUCCGUGCAAAUUUGGGUCAAAACGGAUUCGUGCAAAUUUUGGGUCAAAUCAGAUUCGUGCAACUUUCGGGUCUGAUCCAGUUCGUGCAAAAAUCGGGAAAAAUCAAGAGAUGAAGAUAAAGAUGGAUCUGCGAAGAUCUCCAAUGCUGAAAACCCUGCUGAAGAUUCGAGGUCGAAUCUUUCUUGGCCGGCGAGAGCUGAUGCAGCGCAGUUACAAGAUACGAGGACGAAUCUUUUCUUGGCCGGCGAGACCUGAUGCAGCGUAGAAUUAGGAUAAUUCCAAAUAUCUUUAUUAUUUCCUAAUAUCUCUAUUUCUUUAUUUAGAUAAUUUCUAUUUAUUGUUUUAUGAAUAUUCUAGAGUUUUUUAGAUUUAUUAUAAAUAAGGCUUUUAGGCCUAGGGUUGUAUACAAUUGAUUUGAUUAAUAAAAUUAAAGAGCUUUUAGUUUUUCAG
Arabidopsis lyrata subsp. lyrata is the source of this 2260-nucleotide messenger RNA. Its product is annotated as accelerated cell death 11. Lineage: Eukaryota; Viridiplantae; Streptophyta; Magnoliopsida; Brassicales; Brassicaceae. The coding region runs from base 75 to 596 and encodes 173 amino acids. The record is from RefSeq and is a predicted model, not a curated record. Gene Ontology annotation, biological process: intermembrane lipid transfer; ceramide transport. The transcript has 3 exons. Gene Ontology annotation, cellular component: membrane; cytoplasm; cytosol. Gene Ontology annotation, molecular function: ceramide 1-phosphate transfer activity; ceramide 1-phosphate binding.